This is a messenger RNA of Poecilia reticulata (guppy), 1367 nucleotides long. RefSeq names its product olfactory marker protein a (gene ompa). Gene Ontology annotation, biological process: sensory perception of smell; signal transduction. The record is from RefSeq and is a predicted model, not a curated record. NCBI's taxonomy places the organism in Eukaryota, Metazoa, Chordata, Actinopteri, Cyprinodontiformes, Poeciliidae.
UUGGGUCGAUCUCAUGUCCUGCUACUCUUCUCCAUCCAUUCAUGACAGUCGAUAUGUCCCAACCGAACUUCCCUGUGGGCAGGAUGAGGCGGGAUGAGGAGGGGGGCCAGAGAGAGAAACUGGUCCAGCGUGAUGGAAACAGUUUGAGGGAGGAGCAGAACGAGUCUAUGAAAAGAGGAGGAGGGAGGGGAAAACUCAGCUGCGUCCAUCACUGCAUCCCUCCACACAGGCUGGCAUCUUCCCUCUCCUGAACCUGGGAAUACGAUCGAAGGCGGACAUGGACGCGGAUAAAUCUUCCUCUGAGAAGUUGGUGCUUGAGUUUAAGGAAGACACCGAUCUGACGGAGAUGAUGCGUCGUCGCGUCUCAUCUCUGCAGAAAACCGGGCAGAAGCGUCAGGACGGCGAGCGGCUGCUGCUCCCCCACGAGGCCGUGCAUCGCCUCGACUUCCCCGUCCAGGAGCUCAACUUCUCCCGCUGGUACUUCUCCCUCUCGGGCCACGGCCGAGUCACCAUCACCGGCAUCUCCCAGCACUGGACCCCGGACCUCACCAACCUGAUGACCCGUCAGCUCCUGGAACCGAUCGGGACGUUCUGGAGAAACGCCGAGGACCCGGAGGACUCGCCGCUGAAGUGUCUGGAGGCCGACAUGCAGGAGUUCGGGGAAAGGAUCGCGGAGCUGGCGAAAGUGAGGAAGGUCAUGUAUUUCCUGUUCGCGUACAAGGACGGGUCCACAGCAGGAAACCUCGACUGCACCAUUGAGUUUAUAACCGAGAAGUAACCCUCCUGGUAGAGAAUGCGUUUAGAUUGCAGCAUAAAUUUUCCCCCUCAAACCCACUAAACGUUUUUAAAUCUUUGUCUGCAUGUCUUUAACUACCGCUACCGAUUUAUUUUAGUCAUUUCCACACUUAAAGUAUUUUGCAUGAAUCAAUUUGAUAUAAAACUUCGCUCACGACAAACUCUACCUUUCUAAUUGCCGCCAUGGUUUUUUUUUUUAUCACGUUACAAUGCUCGUCUGAAUGAGCGCUAUUAAGGCAAUACGUUACGGAGUUUGUUGAGUGUUUAUAUUUUUAAACAGAACCUUUUAAAAGUGCAUCUUCCAUCCCACAUUGGAUUCUGUUUGGACCGUCUGUCAUCACCGUUUUGAGAUGUCGCCACCGCCAUCUUUUAUUCUGUCUCAACGGCUCCACUUAUGAAUGACCAGCGGCGCCCUCUGCUGGAUGGCGGUCGAACUACAACACUAAAAGAAGGCCUAAGUGGACGAAGUUAAAAACGAACAAAAACAUUUUUUUCUAAGAAACUGGUCCUGUUGCAUGCUUUUACACCCCCUCCACUUACAACUGACAAUAAAAUAAACAACGAGCUUAAAA